UAAUGGACAGGGGUGGAUUUACACAGGCCCCUAGGCUCAGGAAUUUUUUAUUUAUUUAUUUUUUAUUUAAGUUCAUUUGAAGUGUUGGUUUUGCAUUAUUGUUACAGUCAAAUCUGGACAGAGACAAAGCAUUUUGUUAGCUACAUAUAGCUUGAUCAGAUACACUAAAGUAAUCAGAACAUUGACUCAGUGCGACCAAAGCUAUAUUUCAAGAUAUAUAAUUAAGUGUUAUACCAUAAACAGAGAUCUGGUCUGUGGUCUUUCCCCCAUCCCCGGUGUUGUGCUGUGAGUUUACAACUGAAACUGACGUUGGGAGGGGUGAUGUAACAUCAAUCCGUCAUGCACGCUGUGCGCUCUUCAAUUGCCUGUAACACUAGUGAUUACUACUGUAGAAAGAGUAAUCAGAAAAUAUUUGCAAAAACCGCUGAACAGAGAGCCCCUGACUACAGCUUAGGUUAGCCUAUGCAUUAAUCCGCCCCUGCUAAUGAAGUAUUAUCAACAAGGAUAGAAACCAUGGAGGUUCCCCAUAUAGGUGCUAAACAAAAAAUAUGUCAUUUACUGUAUUUUAAGAAUGUAAAUUAUUUUAUUUAAAAUAAAAUAAAAUAAAAUGAAGUGGCAUCAAUUAAUCUGCAGAUUUGCAGGUGAAGUGCAAAAACCUUCUAUUGUAACUUUUGUCUAUACAGUGAUUAGAUUUAUUGUUUUGUUUUGGACGUGAGACAAAGUGUUUAAUGUGUGAUUCCUGUACUUUGUCCUACCUGUGAAGGCUUUCAUUCGGGCUGAGUCUCCUGUGACUGUUUUUAUUACUGAGUGUUGUGCAUUUUGGAAGGAGAAAGGAGAGUGUGGCAGCAGAAGUUAAAAAUGGGAGAGGUUGUAUAAUCCCUUAUUAUAGGCCUACCUUUCUCAUCAGGUGACAGAAUGUUGUAAGUCUCAGUGAAGGUAUAGAAGUCUUAAUUUGUGGUAGAAAAAUUACUUUGUAUAUGUGGUUUACGGGGACUCUCCAUAUGUGUAAUUAUUUUUAUACUGUAUAAAUUGUAUAUUCUAUUCCCUUACUCUAAACCUGCCCCUAAACCUACUACCCAUGUCAUUUCACACAUUUGUGUCCUCAUAAACCAUAUAUAUAAGAACACAUACACAAGCACGCACACACACACAACCUUGCAAAAGUAUUCAAACCCCUUCAGAUCAUGUCAAGUUGCAACCUAAAAUACUUUAAACUAUUUUUUUCAUAUCAAGAUACACUCCAUACCUCAUAAUGACGAAUCAAAAGCCAGAAUCGUGACAUAUUUGCAAAUUAAAAAAAAACAAACAUGCUAAGAUAAUUAUACAAGUAUUCAAACCCUUUACUAUGUCUUGUUAAUGCUGUUUAUUCUAUUUCUAGAACUCAAAUUAAACAAUGGGUAACAAGACACCAUCAAGCAGCAAUUCAAAACAUGGUCUUAGAAACAUAAACACAACAACAAUAUACAAACAGGAAGAGCCUCAAAGUUGGUGUUGCUGUUGUAAAAAACAAGUGUCAUACAGAAUUCCAGCUCUUGUGUAUCUCAGUGACGAUCAAACCUUCCUUGCCUUUGCCGAAAAGAGAAAAACAUUAAGUGACACAAGUGCAGAAGUGCUUGUGAUGAGAAGAGGAACAUGGAAUGAUGGCAAGAAGAUUAAAGAAGUUGAGUGGGUCAGUGGACAUCAGGUGCUCACUUCAGCUUGUUUACCAAACCACCGCAGCAUGAAUCCAUGUCCGGUCUAUGAGAAAGAUUCCAAGACCCUCUUUCUGUUCUUUGUCUGUGUUCCCAAUGGAGUCUCUGAAUACGAACAAAUACGGACAAAUAAGAGCCAAGGACGGCUUUGUUAUGUGACCAGUAAGGAUGCUGGCAAAACCUGGAGCCAUACUACAGAUUUGACAGCAGAUGUGAUCGGUGAGCAGGUGAAAGACUGGGCCCCCUUUGCUGUUGGACCAGGACAUGGUGUUCAAUUGAAGAGCGGGAGACUGAUUAUCCCAGGCCUAUGCAUAUCGAUACACUGGCAAACCUGAUUGCACAUCAUGUUGCUGCUUAUCAUUUUGCUGUUUCACACCUUAUGCUUUAGCAUUCUACAGUGAUGAUAAAGGAAGCACAUGGAAAGCAGGAAAACAAAUGGAUGUUGAGUCAUGUGAGUGUCAGAUGGCUGAGAUCAUCGAUGACAA
Ctenopharyngodon idella (grass carp) is the source of this 2176-nucleotide messenger RNA. Its product is annotated as sialidase-3-like. The transcript has 2 exons. Gene Ontology annotation, molecular function: exo-alpha-sialidase activity. Bases 1394 to 2026 code for a protein of 210 amino acids. Lineage: Eukaryota; Metazoa; Chordata; Actinopteri; Cypriniformes; Xenocyprididae. Gene Ontology annotation, biological process: ganglioside catabolic process; oligosaccharide catabolic process. The record is from RefSeq and is a predicted model, not a curated record. Gene Ontology annotation, cellular component: cytoplasm; lysosome; membrane.